Helicoverpa zea (corn earworm) is the source of this 1849-nucleotide messenger RNA. RefSeq lists its product as uncharacterized. The record is from RefSeq and is a predicted model, not a curated record. The transcript is spliced from 3 exons. Bases 265 to 1431 code for a protein of 388 amino acids. NCBI's taxonomy places the organism in Eukaryota, Metazoa, Arthropoda, Insecta, Lepidoptera, Noctuidae.
CAAUUUUAAUUAUGUUUCACAGGUUUAUUCGACGCGAUUUAUUGUUUACAUGUUGUACAAGUAUCUCCAUUCACUGGCCUUCUACACAGAUUUUUAAAUUAGUCUAUGGAUUUUUUGUUGGUAACACAGGGAAAAUAAAUAAAAUAAAAUUUUAUAUGGUAACAUUCUACCCACUCAUUAUUCACUUCCAUCGACGGAGCUUCAUUCUGUGUUUCUGUCUGCUGGCCUUCGCACGUCUCUUCCCGAUCCAGUAAUACUCUAAAGAUGGGGAAAAGGAAGCACGAGAGAAGUGAUGAAGACAUCAUGCGAAAAAUAAGAAAAUUGAAGAACACGUUGCGGGAGAGGAAGGUUACGUUCGAAUCGGACGAUGAUUUAAACUUUCCGACACGACAGCAAGAGGACAUAUCCGUCGAGGUGUCACCACGUGAUAUACACGUGGGCUCAGCAUAUGUAGAAGAUGACAUCGAAAUACUGGAUAUGCCAUCGUUGUCACCAACGCACGUGUCGAACCUUCAAUCAACACCGCCUGAGCCGCCACCGUCUCAGCCGGAGCCUGAGCAGCCGCCACUAGAAAAUCUAACCUCAACCACAGUACCAGGUUCAUCAUUAGAUAUCCAGCCUGAAAUGAUUGAGGAGACUGAACUGGAAGAGGACAUAUUGUUGUUAUUGGGUGAUGCUCCUAAAACUGAGACUCCAAGGGGUCCAGCUAUUCACAAAGAUAUUGCCAGUCGAUGGCAAUUAAUUCUAGCCAAUGGACUUGCUAAAGAUUCCAAAGACAACAUUUGUAGAGAUCAUAAUGCUCCUAGUAACUGCGAUUUACUGUUAACACCAUUACUAAAUCCUGAAGUUAAAGCGGCUCUGCCAGAAGCUCUCGUUAAGAGAGAUGCGAUUCUCCAAAAUAAGCAAAAGCAACUGGGGGUAGCUUUGUCUGCAUUAGCAACAUUAACUGACAUGAUCAUUUCCAACGAACUGUCCCGACAAAAACUGCUCAAGCCACUGAGUGACGCUUCGCGUAUUUUAUGUGAUAGUCACUAUCAGGAGACAAGGACGCGGCGAAACUUUAUAAUUACGUCAAUAAAUCACAAGCUGAAAAAUACUCUGACAGAAGCUACCAGAGAUUCAAUGCUUUUUGGUGAAAAUUUAACUGAAAAAUUAAAAGCCGCAAAAACAAUACAACAGUCUGGCGAUGCGCUGAAAAGCCAAAAACCUAAAAUACCUGCGCACCCUAAUGCUGCUACAAUCAGGAACAAAGGUUAUUUAAACUACCAAGCUCAACAUCGCAAGGUAGAACACAAACCCCAGGCUGGACCGAAACGACCACCGUGGCCAGCACAGCGGCCACAGAGCAGCGGCACGUCGUCGUCGCGGCAACGCCGUCCGUCACCAACGCGCACGACGUCUCCCCGGCGGAAAACGCAGCCUCGGAAAUAACCCAGGUCUCGUCACAAUCUUCACCGCAGCUUAAUCUUAGUAGCCGCGAAGCUUUCCGGGAAACAUUACUGAAGAAAUGUCUGUCUGUGAGAUCAGUGGAAAUAAUGUUAUCGUCUUUGUCUGAUUCUACUUACAAACAAUACGAUGGUUGUAUUAAGUCAUGGUUAAAUUAUUGUAAUAAAUAUGGUUAUGAUUAUUCUGCUGUAUCAGUUCCUAUCGUUAUUCAUUUUUUGACUACUAUGUUUGAUAAGGGUGCUAAAUAUGGUACUAUAAAUACCUACAAGUCUGCACUAUCUUUAAUAUUAGGAAAUAUAAUAGAGGAUGAUAGAAUUAAGAGAUUCUUAAAAGGAGUUUACAGGUUGAGGCCAACCAUCCCUAAAUACAAUUUGACUUGGGAUCCUAACAUUAUAUUAAAUUA